UAUGAAUUGACAAACAAAGCGUCACUUUCUUCCUUGUGCGAAGGAAAGAAAUUCGGAGGAAAAAGAGAAGAAAACGAACAGUGAUGGGAGUGCUAUCCAACAAAAUUCCAAGAGACGAGCUGAAGCCCGGCGAUCAUAUCUAUUCUUGGAGGCACUCUUAUCUCUACGCUCACCAUGGAAUAUACAUGGGAAACGGAAAGGUGAUCCACUUCACUCGUGGGGCAGGGCAGGAGAUCGGUACGGGAACAGUGUUGGACCGUUUCCUUUUCAGCUCUUCCCCGACUAAUCCCUCCGACUCCCCAUGCCCGAGAUGCGGCGACCAGUCGAAGGACGCAGGCGUCAUUUCCUCUUGCCUCGAGUGCUUCCUUUCCGAAGGAGAGCUCUAUCUGUUUCAGUACGGUGUCUCGCCGGCCGUUUUUCUGGCCAAAGCUCGUGGCGGCACGUGCACGCUCGCCCGCUCCGACCCGCCCGAUGACGUCGUCCACCGUGCGGAGUAUCUCAUCCAGAACGGUUUCGGCGGCUACAACAUUUUCAAGAACAACUGUGAGGACUUUGCCAUUUACUGCAAAACGGGUGUGCUGAUCUUCACGACUGUGAGCGUAGGGCGGAGCGGCCAAGCGGCGUCUGUAUUGGCUGCCGCUAGCGCCAUUGUGUCCUCACCGCUUAGGUUUAUGACAUUGGGGUUUCCUGGUCUGACAGCUGUCGGUUGUGGAAUUUAUUGUAUUAGUCGAAUUGUCUCGGAUAUUGGAGUUCGGAGAGAUGUGACGAAAGUACCUGUGGAGAGGCUCGUUGCUCGUGCGACCCUUGAUUUGCCUGAAGUUGCAGCAGAGUUACACAAGGAAGAAUAGUCAGUUCCUUCUGAUGAUGGAUGCUCUGUAUAAAACUUAUUUGUAAGGGGAUAAAUUAUUUGAAUAUUAUGAACAACUCUGUUUGUUUUGGGGGUUUCAAGACUUUGAAAUAUUUCAUCUGUUUCUGUAAAUGGGGAUUUGACUAAUUUGUUGCUUGCUUCUGAUUGGUGGUUUCAUAGCAUUUGCAUUUUCGAUUU
This is a messenger RNA of Erythranthe guttata (spotted monkey flower), 1045 nucleotides long. Its product is annotated as NC domain-containing protein-like protein. Lineage: Eukaryota; Viridiplantae; Streptophyta; Magnoliopsida; Lamiales; Phrymaceae. The record is from RefSeq and is a predicted model, not a curated record.